Molecule: messenger RNA, 1632 nt
Organism: Nematostella vectensis (starlet sea anemone)
Lineage: Eukaryota; Metazoa; Cnidaria; Anthozoa; Actiniaria; Edwardsiidae
Product: ER membrane protein complex subunit 10
Exons: 1
Coding region: 68-892 (274 amino acids)
Cellular component (GO): EMC complex
Source: RefSeq, a predicted model, not a curated record
UCUAUAGUUUGAGAUAGCCAGCAUAUGUGCUUCAAUUUAUGCUAGAACUCUCCCCUCCCUAAUUAAAAUGGUUUGGCUCAUUCGCUUUGUGCUUUUUAUCAAAAUGGCGGCCUUGGGUAGAUGUGAAAGGAGGAUGAGAAAAAAUAAUGGCUUUAGUUUACGUAAUAUCAUCUCAAGCGCAGUUAUUUGUUUGUUUACCACUUUAUUAGUGUCAAAGCCAUGCGUAGGAAAGAAAGCCGAAUCAGAGACCCCACCAAGACUUGACGAACUUGUUCUUACUGUAGAACAUGGACUGUCGAUAGAUGGAGAUUCAAGCUUCAAGCCUCGUGGAACAAUCUCUCUUCGUAGCCUCAAGAAUUCUCACGGAGCCUACAUCCAAAAGGAACAGCUAACCCGGGAAGAGCUUGAUACACUGAAAGAUAUGGCUAAAAGGAAUUUGCACUACACCAUUCGAGUUCCUUCACAGUUUGGGAUCUCGAGCAGUGAAAGCUACGUUACCACGUAUGUGAAGGCAUGUUCCCUCUACGAGUCUAAUCUGACAGAACUCAUCACCUUAUCUGUAGAUCACCUGGGCUAUGUCUAUGGGGUUGGCCUGAGACCUCUUGUGGCAGGUUGUAGCGACAAAGCCUAUAAGCCUGGUUUUGAUGGUGUCACACCAUUUUUCAACACCACUGUCCAGAUUCUUUACCAGUCUAAUGGACCAUUACCCGACACACAGACCUAUGUCCAGAGAAUGGAGAAGGAAAAGCGUGAUCAGGCCGGCGGCAAGGGCAAGGAUAAUAGGUCAUUCCUGGCAAAGUACUGGAUGUACAUUGUACCAAUUGUCAUUUUUAUGCUCAUGUCAUCACAGCAACCUGAUCAACAAGGUGAAGGCGAAGGUGGUGGAAGUUAGACCUAACAAUGUAAGGCUCAAAUGCAACAGCAGUGUCACUGAUUCAGGGAACAAUUACUGAAAUGUAAUUGUAAUUUUAUUGAGAUCCGUCUCCACUACAAUCCAUUCCAACAUGUACUGUAUUUUCAAAUAUCUUGUUACAGUAAGAUCCAGGCUAAGAGAGUUAUGAGGGCUCCAUUUUCCCUAUUGCAAUAUUCCCUCACUUUACCGACUGUAAAAAUUAUCUUCAUUUCAACAUGUAUUCUUAAAGUCAGGCGCAUUCCCAGGAUUUCUGAGGGGGGGGGGGGGGGGGGAGAGGGCGCAAGCGUAGGUAUCAUAUGGAAAUAGCAUAGUUGUUGAAGAUUCCUUAAUAUUAAAUGACCCACUUUUUGGCAGCCAAGAAGGGCUGCACAUGGACACCCCCCUGUGUAAGCAACUAAAAGUUGUUAUAUUUUUAAGAAGACAGUCUAAAGAAACUUUGAUAUAUUUUUUGUCUACAAUGAUUCGUGUGCAUACUUCGGAUUUAGGUAAGUCUACAGAUUAUAGUCCAAGGACACUAAAUUACAAAGUUGUGCACUAAACAUGUUCAUCAAUUAGUUUUUUUUUCUUGCAAGUGAGAUAGUGUGAGAAUUGGUAUUUAAUUUUUCCAUUGAAAGAGUAGCCUCGUAAUAUCUUUAGUUUUGUUGUACCUAGCUCCAACAAUAAUUUUUAAUCUAUGGAACACUAACUAAAAAUAAAAUUAACACCAUUUCACCCUCGAA